Molecule: messenger RNA, 1835 nt
Organism: Lecanosticta acicola
Lineage: Eukaryota; Fungi; Ascomycota; Dothideomycetes; Mycosphaerellales; Mycosphaerellaceae
Source: the annotation of a GenBank genome assembly
AUGGGAUUAUUGUCUAUCCUGGAGAAUCAUCCGGUGGUCGCCAUUGCUGGCGCGCUGCUGAUUGUCUACAAGAUCUUGUCGGCAUGGCUGGCCAAGUCCCCGACGAUGCCGGACCUGCCGUGGAGCGGCUCUCACAAAUCGAAGCUGGAAAUCUUGAAGAGAGGUCGCACUUGGAUGACGGAAGGCUAUCAAAAGGUGUUCGAAUCCGAGAGCGAGACCUAUCCUGAUACUGAUGAUCCAGACAGUAUGCGAAAAAUGGCAAGUCGCACAUCUUGCCAGACAUUUCCGGCACGAAAUUUAUCAUGAUUCCAAAUGAGAAAGCUCAGUGGAUGUUUGACCAUUCAGACAUUCAGUUGAGCGUGGGAGCAGCUCAUUAUGAUCAGUACGUCUGGAUAUGGUAGUCGCUUUUCGGUACUCGGAAUCGCACUGACUUUCCAGACUCGCUGGAGACUAUUCGUUCACAAAUCCGGAGGUAUUGGGGAAAUUGUAUCAUGAGCAUGUGGUAAGUUGGGAUCAUGGACGUCAGAUACAGAUUCGACCGACGCAUAUCACUAAUCGUAUCCAAAGAUUCAUCGUAACUUGGCUCGAAAGUUGCAGGUCAUUAUUCCCGAGAUCUGGGAUGAGGUUCAAGCUUGCUUCAAUGACCUAUGGGGAAACGAUACGGAGGAGUGGAAGGACAUCGUGGUGUUCGAGAGCAUCACGGCCAUGGUUGCGCGCCUCAGCAACCGACUGCUUGUCGGCCUGCCCUUGUGCCGGAACGAAAAGUUUCUCAAGGCCAACGCAGCCUUCGCGCAGGACGUGAUCAAUUGUUUGAUCGCCAAUCAGCUCAUUCCCGAUAUCCUCAAAAGCGUGCUCAUGCCAAUCGCUGCGCUACCGAACAACUACCACUACUGGCAGACUCGGAAGUACACACUUCCGAUUAUCAAGCAGAGGAUCGCAGACAUAGAAGAGCAGGAGAGGAACCCAGAUGUUAAGAUCAAGAUUCCAGAAGACUACUUCACCUGGCAUAUCCGUCUAGCCAAGUCUGAGGGCAAAGUCAGAGAGUCCGAACCAGACUUCAUCUCCCGCGCCGUACUUGGCAUUGAGUUCGCCGCCCUGCAUACAACUUCAAUCACUGGCACCAACGCCCUGUUCGAUCUUGCUGGAUCGAACCCUAGUGUCCUCGCUGGCAUCCGCGAGGAAGUCGAAAGAGUCUACGAGGAGGCAAACGGAGUCUGGACAAAGCAAGAACUGAACAAGCUGCUGAGAACCGAUUCGGCUCUUCGAGAGACCAUGCGCAACAACGAUAUCACGCCUCAUACCACGCGCAAAGUCGUUGCAAAGGACGGCGUUCGCAAUGCCGAAGAGGGCUGGACGGCGCCGUAUGGGAGCUCUAUCGCCGUGAACAAUGCGGAUAGACACCACGACCCUGACAUCUACCCGAGCCCGAACCAGUACGAUGCCUUUCGAUUUUCCCGACCGAGAGAAGCUUUCCAGGCAAGCGGUAGCAAUAUGGGAGAGCAGGAGAAGAUGGAAUUUCUGAAACUGCAGAAUACAAGCUUCACCAGUACGAGUGAGAAUUUCUUGCCUUUUGGCCAUGGAAGGCAUGCUUGGUGAGUCUGCCCCCGACGUCGGAUGUGCGUAUGUCGUCGAUUGCCUGCUGAUUUUUUUUUUUUUUUUUUAGCCCGGGUCGCUUCUUCGUGCAGCAGGAACUCAAGAUGGUUUUGGCUUAUAUGGUCAUGAACUACGACAUUGAGCCUCUCCCUGGCCGCCCGGCCUCGACGCUGUUCGGCAUGACGCUUGUGCCUCCCAUGAAGGCCAAAAUUCGUGUGAAGAGAAGAGCAACUAAAACUUGA